Molecule: messenger RNA, 478 nt
Organism: Eublepharis macularius
Lineage: Eukaryota; Metazoa; Chordata; Lepidosauria; Squamata; Eublepharidae
Gene: MICOS10
Product: mitochondrial contact site and cristae organizing system subunit 10
Exons: 4
Coding region: 20-253 (77 amino acids)
Cellular component (GO): mitochondrial inner membrane; mitochondrion; MICOS complex
Source: RefSeq, a predicted model, not a curated record
AGGAGGAGAAGGAGCCAAGAUGGCGUCGGAGGGCGAGCUGGGCAGGAAGUGGGACCGGUGCUUGGCUGACUCGAUAGUCAAGCUGGGUGCCGGUUUUGGGCUGGGCAUCGUCUUCUCAGUCAUCUUCUUUAAAAGGAAGACGUGGCCUGUCACUUUUGGGUCGGGGAUGGGCUUGGGAAUGGCAUAUUCCAAUUGCCAACAUGACUUCCAGUCUCCUUAUCUUCUCCACGGGAGAUUUGUCAAGGAGCAGUGACCGGUGGCUAGCGGACUCCUUUGUGCCAGAGAGAUGGUGAGACCUUGGUAAUUCAUCUGAAGGAUCAACUCGCCCCAGCGCCGAGGCAGAGCUUUUCUCAUGGGGUCACCUCUUGCUCUUUUCUACAGCCGGUUUAUUUAUGCCUGAAACCAAAUCUUGUUUUGUAUCUUCUUCUGGAAACUGCAAGGAAGGUGCUGUUCUGAGAAAUAAAAUCCGAAUGACACA